GCUACCCCCACUGAUCUGCAAUGUCUUUAAAAUCGGCGAUCUCUGGAAGCACCCCCUCCAUUGCGACCCAACCUCUCAGCUCAGUCCGUCGGCAGGCAUGGACCGGAAACCUUCCCAAGCACCAGCGUCCACCGGGUGUCCUUCUUCCUUUCCAGCGUCGUAUCUCCACUGCUAAAUUUUUCUAA
Molecule: messenger RNA, 185 nt
Organism: Nezara viridula (southern green stink bug)
Lineage: Eukaryota; Metazoa; Arthropoda; Insecta; Hemiptera; Pentatomidae
Source: the annotation of a GenBank genome assembly